AUGGGACAGUGUGGAAUUACUUCAUCCAAAACCGUCUUGGUGUUUCUCAAUCUCAUAUUUUGGGCUGCUGCUGGAAUUUUAUGCUACAUUGGAGCCUAUGUGUUUAUCACAUAUGACGACUAUGACCACUUCUUUGAGGAUGUGUACACUUUGAUUCCAGCUAUCAUAAUAAUAGCUGUGGGGACUCUUCUGUUCAUCAUUGGUCUGAUCGGCUGCUGUGCCACUAUACGUGAAAGCUCCUGCGGUCUGGCUACUUUUGCUGCCAUUCUCCUGCUGGUGUUUGUAACAGAGUGUGUCGUGGUGGUGCUUGGUUACAUAUACAGGGCAAAGGUAGAAGAUGAAGUGAAUCACUCCAUUCAGAAGGUUUACAAUGAAUACAACGGCACCAACACUGAUGCACCAAGCCGUGCUAUUGACUAUGUGCAGAGGCAGCUUCACUGCUGCGGCAUUCACAACUACUCUGACUGGAGGAACACUCGCUGGUUUAAGGAAUCCAAAAACAACAGCGUCCCAGUCAGCUGCUGUCAACCCAGCAUCAGCAACUGUACCGGCACUCUGACUCGACCAGCAGAUCUCUACCAAGAGGGUUGUGAAGCUCUUGUUGUGAAGAAAUUAAAGGAGAUCAUGAUGUAUGUCAUAUGGGCCGCACUAACUUUUGCAUCUAUACAGAUGCUGGGCAUGCUCUGCGCCUGCGUGGUGCUGUGCAGGAGGAGUCAUGACCCAGCAUAUGAGCUGCUGGUCACCACCAACAGCUAUGCAUGAAGACCAACAAAGCACUCAGAAAAGCAAAGGAGCGUCACCGGACAUGUCCACAGUAGAUUUCAGCUGUAGUUAUAUAUAAGCUCAAGCACACCUUGCACAAUUCAUGAUAAAGUAGCGAACACUGACGAUGUGGUUUGGGGUGGGGCUUCAAGGGGAAACCAGUUAUUUAUUGACAUGCUUUGUAAGUUGUUAUUUUCACUGUUCUUUUUUUUUCUUACUAAUACUGAAAUACUUACAAAAGCCAAAGUGUAUAUGGCUAUUUGAUAUAUUGAUGUUGAUGAUCCUUUUGUUUUCAUUUAAUUGUGGCUUCAUUAAAAUUGGGCUCUUCCCCAGUAAGGAUGAGGAGGAGUAAUGAGGAGCUUAUGUUUGAAAUGAUGGUUGGGAGAGUUGUAUAGAAUGUAUUUCUCUGUGUGCUAGUUUGCACUACAGAUGGAGCUCUGGAGAUAUUUCAUGGAUGUUCAAAUGCUAAAUCUAUGCUAAAUAGAACUUUGUAUACUAUUCCCAAGAACUCGGUUCAACCAGAUUUUGUGAGAAUGAACAAAAACUUUUUC
Molecule: messenger RNA, 1313 nt
Organism: Scomber japonicus (chub mackerel)
Lineage: Eukaryota; Metazoa; Chordata; Actinopteri; Scombriformes; Scombridae
Product: tetraspanin-3
Exons: 7
Coding region: 1-762 (253 amino acids)
Biological process (GO): protein maturation; regulation of vascular endothelial growth factor signaling pathway; protein localization to plasma membrane
Cellular component (GO): membrane
Source: RefSeq, a predicted model, not a curated record